Messenger RNA from Musa acuminata AAA Group (dessert banana), 1211 nucleotides. Its product is annotated as ethylene-responsive transcription factor ERF071-like. Gene Ontology annotation, molecular function: DNA binding; DNA-binding transcription factor activity. Bases 317 to 1012 code for a protein of 231 amino acids. The record is from RefSeq and is a predicted model, not a curated record. Gene Ontology annotation, biological process: regulation of DNA-templated transcription; ethylene-activated signaling pathway. Lineage: Eukaryota; Viridiplantae; Streptophyta; Magnoliopsida; Zingiberales; Musaceae. The transcript has 2 exons.
CGUGCUCUGUACACUGGCCAACAGCCCAGAUCGCCACUUAAACUGGUCCACGCGCAAUCUAACCAUUCAAUGCAAUCCUUCGUUUCGACAGUAGCGCCGCCAUCAGCGCGUCCAUGUCUCGUAUAUAAGUAUACUCCCAACCACGGCCUCUUCUCCUCUGUCUAUUGCUUUACUCUGCAUUCAUCUACUCUCCUUUCCUAUCGUUCACGAAGGCAGCGGCCUUAUUCCUUCUUUCGACACUCGUUCCCUUCUCAUAAAAUUCCAUCUUCCAAGCAAGCUAAGUAGGAAAAGCAUAGCAGCCAGCUGAACAGCAAAGAUGUGUGGCGGUGCCAUAAUCUCCGACUUCAUCCCUUCCCGCAACCACCAGCACCGCCGCCGCCGUAACCCUGACAACCUCCUCUCCGCGUCUGACCUCUGGCCCAACUCCGACGCACCCCUCCAUGUCCCUGCUCAGGACAAAGUGCCUCGGAAGCGGGAGAGGAAGAACCUGUUCAGGGGGAUACGGCAGCGACCCUGGGGGAAGUGGGCAGCGGAGAUCCGCGACCCCGUGAAGGGCGUCCGCGUCUGGCUCGGCACCUUUGCCACAGCCGAGGAGGCCGCCCGCGCCUACGACCGCGAGGCCCGUCGCAUCCGCGGCAAGAAAGCCAAGGUCAACUUCCCCAACGAGGUACAGCCCGGCGAGGCCGACCAGUCCGUCCCCUGUAACCUCGCCCGCACUUCCAUGGAACCCAAGCUGGAAAAAGCCCCUGCCUUGGCGGACGGCGGCGACGCCGAGGUGAGGAGGCUGUCGGAGGAGCUCAUGGCUUACGAGUGCUACAUGAACUUCUUCGGGAUCCCGUACAUGGAGGGCGGAUCUGCCGCCGAAGCAUCGUUAGCGCCGGACAAGGAGCCGGAGGCGGCGCUGGUGGGGAUCACAGGGAGUGCAACGGAAGUGUGUAACCCGCCGGUCUCCUCGGGCAUGGAGAUGCUUUGGAGCUUUGAGGACAUUCUGCCAACAUCAUAUGGUCCGUAAUAUAUGAUUACUGUCAUCUCUUCAAGCGCUGUGUUGUACAUUUCAUCAUCUCUGAGGUUUGUUGUGGUUCUUCCGAGUCGGUAAGAGUAGGAUUUCAGGAUACUACUGUUCCUGCUCUGUUGGUUGAUCUGUUGUCGCUUUUGUGUUAGAGACUCUUCCAUGUGAUCUUUCAUUAUUCCCAAGUCAAGGAAUUGCUGCA